AUGCGCACUGAGCGAGACCUUGUCUUUAAGACGACCCAUAACACCGCCUCGAUCGCAAAUAAACGUCCUGAAUACGCUCAAGGCCCUCGCUCGCUGAAGCAGUAUGUACGCAACCCGGGUCCGCGCGACCGCCUGGCAAGCGGGUCUGGGCUUGGUCGUCCUCGCAAUGGAAAUGUCCAAGUCCAAUGGAGGCCCUCUUUUCGCAACGUCGCCAGCGAGCAAGUCUGGCAGCAGGCUGAGAAUAAGCAACAUCGACCGCCGCAUCCAUCUGCGGGCCAGGACGGGGACGGAGAACCAGGAUAUCACCGAAACAGCGCGUCAGCCGGACACCCUAGCUCGGUCAACUUCGCGGGUGUCUUGGACGAACUUCAAGGCGAUACUCGAGUCGACAUGUUGGGUGUGCCUGUCUCCGAUAACUAUGAAGCUAUGCUCCUGGGAAUGAAUGAGCGCACGAGCGAAGGGAAGACACAGGUUGAUUAUAUGCGCAACUUCGUCGAACAGAAACUCGCCUUCAAAUACGCCGACCUCGUUGUAGCAUUCAACCAUGCACCACACCCAGAACUCCGAUGCUCCGUGUGUCAGACCCCGCAAACGGGCCGCUGGCGCUGUGCUCAUUGCAGCGUCAAGAGGGACUUCUGCGGCGAGUGUCUUAGACAAGCGCACUGGAAUAAUCCCUUUCAUUCGGUCGGCUGGUGGACCGGUCAGCAUUACCGCCGUGCGUGGCUGCGGGAUGCAGGAGUUGCCAUUCAUCUCUGUCCCAAUGCUCGGUUCAGUGGAGGUUGUCCCGCCAGCACCGGUUCAACACCAGAUUUUACACUUCUCGACACAACGCCGCCCCCCUCGUAUGGGAGUUACUCGGUAGAUCCCAUUCAGCGCAGGCCUAGCGAGGCAGCGUCUGACACGCCGCUUACCGCCACCGUCAAUCCGGACGCCACGAUCCAUCUGCCUCCUGAUUUCAACGACAUUGAUGAUGGGGAGAGGGAGGACGUUGUUUUCAGCAGCGCACCCGUAGAGUCCGAUGCAUUCCAACCGAUAGGAGAUGAUGACGACGGCGAAAGUCCGACAUCUGAACCAUCAAAGCCGCACGGUGUCGUCCGAGAAGCAGGACGAUCGUCAAUUCCCACGAAAGACCUUUAUGGCAACCGAACCCUGGUCAUUAUACACACCGACGGAAUUCACGGUAUUGGAGUCGAAUUCUGCCAGUGCGACGGGCAUGCUUCCGAAGACCAGCAGCUCAUUCAGUAUGGCGGUCUGUAUCCGGCUUCCCAGGAUCGCCCAUCUACCGCAUUCACCCUUCAAUUCCUCGAAUACCGACACGUUGACGACGUGAUUUGCAAGACCUCUCCCCAGGCUCACAUGAAGAAACUCAGGCGAUGUACUGAACCAAACGACCCGCGUCUCGCUCCAAACCGCUAUCCGGAGAUGCUUGUAGCAUCACGUCAAUUCGUGGCUGUGAAGAAUCUCAUAGACUUCGGUUACGCCAGUCAGCCUUCCUCUGGCUCCCGGGAUCCCUCGCCUGGCGGUUUGGUUUGGAAAUGCAUCGUUUGCCCUAGGAAAACGCCUGACUUCAACAACUUGCCGAAGGCGUGGGAGAACAAUCCGGACGAGUGGCGCACAUUCGUCUCUUUAUGUUACGACGGUAACUUCAGCGGCGACCACACGAUCUCGCGGCGACUGGAUAAUAAUGUCCCCCUGUUCCCUGGCACGGGCAUGUUUGAUCAUCCGGACGUAGUGCGCCAGCACAUGGCGAAAGCUGUUGACGAUAGCGAUUUGCGUAAGAUUGACCCCAACUUCGAUAAGAAUAGCGUACCUUGCCACAGACACAAAGCCGCCGCCGGUGUUGGCAAGACUCGGAGCAGGAUCGUCGACAUCAAGGGGAUCGGCUCUUGGGCUUGCUCUCGUCACGGUUGUUUCUGUGCAUGCUCAACAAAUAACUUUGAACUGGGAGAAAGCCAGCAUCCUGUUGACAAAAGUCUCGACUCGGCGUUCCGACAUACCAUUACCGAGCAGAUCACCCGUGUUCAGCUUCUGUAUGAUAUUUGGUGUCGUUACGGUGUUCAUGUUAGGGAGCGCUUCCGACACAGCGGACUCGAUUGGCCAAAGUUUCGCGAAGUGCUACAAGGUGUCGGCGUUUGGCACAUAUAUGGACACGUGUUUGAAUGUCUGCGAAGAUUUUCACCGUCCUAUUCCCCUCGGUCUGGCAUCGUGGAUGGCGAGAUUUUGGAAACUCUGUGGUCGCUUCUGAACGCCGUUCUUCAAUCUUGUCGCGGUAUGUCUUUGGCGGCGCGAGAGGAGAAGAUCAACAUGCAUAUGAACGACAUCAACUACAGAAAGAUUGUGGGAAUGGUUAGCUCCCUGGUGCGCAAGCUCCGCAAGUACAGCAAAGAGCUUGACGCCCGCCGCCACCACCUGAAGCGCUUAGAACUUUCUUGCGACGAGGAGGAUAUCUUCAGAUGGGAGCAAAGUCGGAAGGAUCUAGAAGAAAGGCGCGCCAAAGAUCCUUACUACGCAGAUGAGUUCUGGACCGCCUCCACACCGGAAACAGCAAAUACCAAGGUUGCGACCGAAGUCCUCCUUCUAGAGGGCGACGAGAGUGGCGGCCUGGUGAAGGCGAUUAUAACAAGUUUAAAACUCGAAGAAGACGGAUUGCGCAUGCAGGCUCAAGGGAAGACUUGGGGUUCGUCGCUUUCAGACCGACGCACAGUGGCGAUUGCCAGAACUAGGUUCAACAAUCGGCGCAUGAAUGCUAACCGAGAACUUGCCCAUAUUCUGGGACGCAACGCCCCUGGGGAUGAAGACCUGUCAUCUGCUCGUCUUCGGAAAGUUCUUGAGGAGGACGAAUGGGGUUCCGACGACGACCGUACGCACGACUAUCACCUACGUGACAAAGUCGAGUUCCGACCGGUCGACUUGCCCUCUUCGCGUUCCUCGGCCUGGCGACACAAAGCCAAUGCCACUGCGAUGGCGCGGCGCGCCAUGGAUAUCGAACGUGACUUGAGAUUAGGUGACAUGGAGGAGCGUCUGCAAGCAAUCAGGGAGGGUGUCUGUGAUCAGGCACAAGGGUACCGCUUGGAGAUUCGCAAGAAGAAGGGGAAAGGAAAAUCAAACUACGAGAGCCGCACUAAUGCGUGGCUGCACGUCCGUCAGCAGACAAAAGACGUACGAGUUCAUGCGGCGAUCUACAACCACCAUGUUCGUAGACUCCGCCGCGUGAUGUGGGACGACAGUGGAGCUAUAGUAGAUGCCACUCUGAUAAAAAUUUGGCCCAGCUAUAGCUAG
This is a messenger RNA of Peniophora sp. CBMAI 1063, 3279 nucleotides long. NCBI's taxonomy places the organism in Eukaryota, Fungi, Basidiomycota, Agaricomycetes, Russulales, Peniophoraceae. The record is from the annotation of a GenBank genome assembly.